CGCAGCACUAGCAAAGGUGAUCCUUUGUCAAGUGAUUUUGUUCAAUAGGAGGAGGGAAGGUGAAGUAGCACGUAUGACUGUCAAAAAUUUUGAAGAUCGUGACAUGUCCAAACUAAACGAUGACAUCAGCUCUGGGCUUACAGAAGUUGAGAAAAGGCUUUGCCAACAGUUUGCCAGAGUGGAACUGAAGGGGAAAAAAGGACGAAAGGUGGCUGUGAUCCUGACUUCUGAUAUGACCGAUAACCUGUCACUCCUCGUUAGUAAGAGGAAAGAGUGCGGGGUAUCUGAAAACAAUAUGUACCUUUUCGCCAUUCCUUGUAGUGAUGGUCACUACAGAGGGCAGUUUGGUCAGUUUGCAGAUGCUUGCGGAGCUGAACAUCCUCAGAACCUCAGAUCAACUAACCUUCGCAAACAGAUUGCCACGAUAAGCCAAGUCAUGAACUUGAAAGAUAAUGAACUAGACCAGCUGGCCGAUUUCCUCGGCCAUGACAUCAGGGUCCAUAGAGAAUACUAUCGACUGCCCCAAUCAACAAUUCAGCUGGCUAAGAUCUCCAAGUUGCUCAUGGCCAUGGAGAAGGGAAGUGUGAAGGACAUUCAAGGAAAAACUCUGGAUGAAAUUGGUGAUGACAUAGAUGGGAUGGCUACUGGAUCACAGCAACUCCCUGAUGCUUCCACAUUGCGAGAAAAAUCUAUCAAUGACAAUGAAGAAAUAUUAACUUCUGUGACUUCUGAUUUGCCUCACUUCUCCGAGACUGCAGCUCAAGAUGACCAGGGGAAUGAUGCCUGUGUGACUUCUGGUUCACCUCCUGUCCCUGACUCAGUUACUAAAGGUUUACGUGUUUCAGCAAGGCGGUGUGUGAAGAGACCAUGGUCUGAGGAGGAGAUAGGAGCGGUGAUGAAACAUAUGAAGCCUUUUAUUGAAAACGGUAUCACUGUCACCAACCAGCAGUGUCUGAAGUGCAAAGAAAAGGAACAACCUAUCUUGGAGACGAGAUCUAUUCAAAACAUUCGAGAUUUUGUGCGCAACAGAGGACUGGCCUUUAAAAAAAAUAAAUAAAUGUUAAACACUAAAUGCACUUUUUUACAGUCUGAGCCUUUACCUUUCUGGGCCUGAUUUCAAGGUUAGUGUUCUCCAUUCAAAAAGUAUGUAGUUGACUUCACUGUGCUCACAGGCAGUGUUUUGUUUUGAUGUGUGGUUAGCCU
Molecule: messenger RNA, 1203 nt
Organism: Pelmatolapia mariae (spotted tilapia)
Lineage: Eukaryota; Metazoa; Chordata; Actinopteri; Cichliformes; Cichlidae
Exons: 5
Coding region: 74-1057 (327 amino acids)
Source: RefSeq, a predicted model, not a curated record